This is a messenger RNA of Drosophila obscura, 521 nucleotides long. Its product is annotated as gram-negative bacteria-binding protein 3. The coding region runs from base 28 to 498 and encodes 156 amino acids. The record is from RefSeq and is a predicted model, not a curated record. Gene Ontology annotation, molecular function: carbohydrate binding. Lineage: Eukaryota; Metazoa; Arthropoda; Insecta; Diptera; Drosophilidae. The transcript has a single exon.
GCUCGCCGGAAUCCAGUUAUCAGCAUCAUGUCGCCGGAAAUGGAAAGGCUGCUCCUACUGCUCCUAAUUGGUGUCUUCUGUCUGAGUGGCAGUGGGGCGUACAAUGUGCCCAAGGCCACCGUCAAGGUCAAUUCGCCCAAUGGCUUCGAGGUAUCCAUACCGGACGAGCCGGGCGUCUCCCUCUUCGCCUUCCACGGAAAGGUCAACGAGGAAAUGGACGAUCUCUCGGAUCAAACCUGGGCCGCCGACAUCGUCAACCCCCGCAACGGACGCUGGACGUACCGCAAUCGCAACCACAAGCUGCAGCCAGGAGAUGUGCUCUACUACUGGACGACGGCGCGCUACCAUGGCGUCGACCAUCACAACUACAACCAACGGCAUGUGGUCGGAGGAGGUCAAGGAGGGAACACGCAGCGUAUCGAUGCGCGGGGUUCAGGCGGUGGCCAUCAGCCGAUUGUAGUCAACGGCCAGCCGACGAUCAAUAUAUAUGUGGCAUAAAUUAUAUUAAAUUAAAGCGAAAU